AUGUAUUUUGUUAAUAUAGUUGGCAAAUUUUCUUAUAAUACUUUUGUUACUUUGAUUGGGUUUAGGGACAUCCAAAAAGCUACUUCUUUGAAAACUGUCGCAUUAUUGUUUCCAGAGCUUUGUGCGGAACUCUUUGAUGGAAGCAGUUCCUCUGGUAAUCUCAACUAUGCCACAUCCCACACACCAUCGGGCCAUGGAUCAUCUUCUUUCCAUAUCAAACCACUACAACUUAUGGACACCCCUUCUAUAAAUAUAGAUGAUGAUGAUGAUGAUUACUUUUCCAAUCAUGCUAGUGAGCCUUUUACCCAACUACCACCUUCAGAUGCUUCACCUUCUGCUGCUUCACCUUCUGGUAACCCCAACAAAAGGGCUAAACCAACAACUCCUAGACCUCAAGCUUCAAGCGCCUCACCUUAUCCUCCUUCUAGCGCCUCACAUAUAACUUCUAUUACUGCUGACGAUUUAGCACUAGAGAUGCAAAAAGCUCUACGACAUUUGACUCAGGGGCCUACAAUUCCUCAAUGUUUAGAGAAGUUGGAAUUGCUUGAGUUAGGCACAAUAGACCAUCUACAAUUUGAUGCUUAUAACAUUUUUGGAAGGACCAUGAGUAUAAGAGAGAUGUGGGUAAAUUUACCCAAUGAUCCAGAAAUAUUAAGAGGAUGGAUCGAGAUGACGGCUACUAGUUUAGGAGUUUUAAAGGAUGGAACGAGUGUUCGUUAG
Lactuca saligna is the source of this 720-nucleotide messenger RNA. The record is from the annotation of a GenBank genome assembly. NCBI's taxonomy places the organism in Eukaryota, Viridiplantae, Streptophyta, Magnoliopsida, Asterales, Asteraceae.